Molecule: messenger RNA, 1161 nt
Organism: Blepharisma stoltei
Lineage: Eukaryota; Ciliophora; Heterotrichea; Heterotrichida; Blepharismidae
Source: the annotation of a GenBank genome assembly
AUGUCAUUUAAACUCCCUUAUGGGCUGAUCCUAAGCAUUGAUGACUUAUGAACCUCAGAAUCUGAGCUGAAAUCCUCAUGAUAUAGUGCAAUUCGCAAAAAUGAACAAAAAGUUAGAAGCUUUGUUUUACGACUCAAUGGCAAAUUCGCCUACUCCAAUAAAAAGCUUGAUCUGACCCCAGAUAUAAACGACAGAGCUUUAUCUUUAUAUCAAAAAUGAGAAGGCGACUCCUACCGCCAAAUAAAAUGAGGAAACAGAAUCAGCUUAAUCGCAACCCAUUGAUCGAAUUUCCAGCUCUGAAUGGCUAAUUUAUCUUCAACAGAACUCGAAGAAGAAAAAGAUAGGCUACGAAAAUAUAUCCCCGAAAUCAUCCUUAAUAACCAAGAAUUUUUACCUGACCUACUAAAAUCCAUUAGCACCCUUGACUGCAAAAAUUGCGGCUGGUUUAAGCCAGUCCGAGCAAGAUCCGCCGUCAUUUUUUAUCUCGCUGACAUAAACAAAAUAUCAGUCCAAUCUGCAUUUAUGCAAUAUAAAUAUGGUAACUUCCCUGGAAAAGGAGAAUACGAAGAAGUCCAAAAAGAAUAUAAAAGCAUUUAUGACAAACUGCAUGAGCUAGACAGCUUAAGAUACCAUGCAGAAGUUAUUAAAUGCACAAACGCCAAAUAUUUGAAUUAUUUAACAGAAUCUCUAUCCUGAAGCGAUAUUUAUAAAUGCCCGAUAGCCACUAUGCUAGGCGAAAACACAAGGAUGAGGAAAAAAAUUUCUUUAAUUUUGCAAAUAAAAAUGGAAAACUGGAUCAGCAAUUUAAUGAAAAAAAUGGAAGAAUACUUCAGGAGAGCACGAUGAGGGAACAGAAAAAACACAAUUUUGAAGCUGGCUGUAAAUGAUAGUGUAAAAGUGUAUCCAAAGGAUGAAGAUGGGAAAUUUGUGCAUUACACGAUAUGUGGAGAAAAUUUAAGUGAAAAUUUUCCAAUGCUGUAUAUAAUUGAACAGUCGAUUUGGCAUCAAGAUUUAUGAUUUGAGUCAACAGAGUAUACUGGGGAAAUUGUUAAUGUUAUGAGUGAUCCGCUGUACUUGCCGAUUGUUUGUGUUAAUUUAGGGCAUGGGAUACAAGCAAAAAUAUAUGAAGUGGAAGAUAUGCUGCUAGAUGGAGGAUGAUAA